AUGUCUGACCCGGAGUCUUCGGUGGCGGCCUCGUCCUCGCCCUCUCUUUCGGCCACCGACUCCAAUGCCCUCAACUAUGCCUUCCUGGUGCAUUCCCAGAAAACUCUCACCCAAAACCUCCCUCCUCGUGUCGAUAACAAGCUUUUAGCACGCCAGAAACGACGUCGAACUAGACGCGUCUCGGCUAAUCGGCGUGACCGUGUCUGUCUGUAUAGCCCAGAGGAUCACGCGGUUCUCGAAGCCGAAUACCAGAAGAACCCGAAACCGGACAAGGUUGCCCGAGCGAGCAUUGUCAGCCGCGUCUCGCUCGGCGAGAAAGAGGUCCAGAUCUGGUUCCAAAACCGUCGUCAGAACGACCGCCGCAAAUCCAAACCGCUCCAGCCGCACGAACUACUCGCUCUUCGGUCGAGCAUGACCGACUCGUCUGCACAACCCGCUAGUGAUGACAGCGCGUCGGCGGAGCCAUCCUCGAGUGGGGCGGAGCCAUCAUCGGACACGCAGGAUCUUCACGGGCCGCGGACCUCGAAACCAUGGGAUGGGGAGAUUUUGCAGUUCUCUGAUCGAUCUGACCCCGUAAGCGAGGAUAAAGAAGAACCCGGACUGCCAUCACAAAGUAGCCAGUCCACCGUCGCAACAGAAGCUCUGGAUGACACACAAACAACCAUUCACGAGGACCUUGAGCAACCCGUCCAGGACAUGGAAGACGCGUCUUCACCACAGCCGCCGAAACGGAAACGCUCCGUGUCUGACAUCCGCGGUGAGGGUGGAAACGAGCAGUCCAGCACAGAAAAAUCGCCGCCGUCGCUGCGGCUGUCUCUGUCGUUCGAUGGUGAGGCCAUGGUGCGUAAGGAAGGCGAGCUGACCCCGUCGCCGCCGAAAAGCCGCAACGCAUUGCGCAUUGCCAUGUCGUGUGAUGGCAAGGCCGUCAUCCGCGCAGAGGACGAGCCCUCACCUUCCAAAAAUCGCGUUGCUAUGUUCUCUGUCCGCCGCACAAAACUCUCGGGUCUCCGGCGCAGCAGCAGUGCCAUCUUCCCUACCACAACCGAGAAAGACCGCGUGUUUGGCCGGUCACGCGAUCCGCGGAACUGGGAGUCGUUCGUUGACACGGACGCCCGAAGCGCGUUGUCCACGCCGACCAGCUCCCAACCUGGCCCGAAUGUCGCAUCUCCGGGCCUGUUUCAUUCACGUUCCCAGCGCUCUUUGAGCAGAAGUCUCUCGGCCAGACACAGUCUCUUGGCCCGUGCCGAGGCGAUCACCACUCCCAUCUCUCAGUCGAUAAGCGAGAAGCGGCGGAAACUCUCACGGACCGUCUCUUCCCUAGGACGGCUGGAGAACAGCCGCAACCGGGGCAUGGGCUACGCCCCAAAGCCGCCAUUCAAGCCCAUGUCGUCCAAGUUGAGCAGCAAGCCAGAUUUCCAGCUGGAUGAUGAUGACGAUGGUGAUUCAGACAAGGAGAACUGGGUCCCAGGCACUCGGACCUCGAACGAGACCAACCGGAACCGAGGGUUGGGCAUUAUGACCAAUGGCAAGCGUAACAGGCCAUUCCCGAAUGGAAACCAGAACAAGGCUCCCCCUGAACUCAGUGCAGACGUCUCAGCGUUUAUGAGUGGUGAUGGCGGUGCCAGUCAGGAAGAUGAUCUGGACUGUGUGCAGGGCUUGUUGUCGCUAAGCCAGGGGGCAUGGAGAUGA
Molecule: messenger RNA, 1689 nt
Organism: Penicillium riverlandense
Lineage: Eukaryota; Fungi; Ascomycota; Eurotiomycetes; Eurotiales; Aspergillaceae
Product: homeobox domain-containing protein
Exons: 4
Coding region: 1-1689 (562 amino acids)
Biological process (GO): cell differentiation; regulation of transcription by RNA polymerase II
Molecular function (GO): RNA polymerase II cis-regulatory region sequence-specific DNA binding; DNA-binding transcription factor activity, RNA polymerase II-specific
Source: RefSeq, a predicted model, not a curated record